This is a messenger RNA of Mollisia scopiformis, 1168 nucleotides long. RefSeq lists its product as uncharacterized. The record is from RefSeq and is a predicted model, not a curated record. The transcript is spliced from 5 exons. Lineage: Eukaryota; Fungi; Ascomycota; Leotiomycetes; Helotiales; Mollisiaceae. The coding region runs from base 82 to 936 and encodes 284 amino acids.
CGUCUUAAUCCUCACUUGAAUAGUUCUUCGCUUGGUAAGAAAACUGUUGAAAAUCAUUGAAAGGGCAACUAGACGGAAGAAAUGAAUGUUCCGGUCGCAGCGAACGUGUUGGGGACACUAGGAGCAGUUUGCUGGUCAAUUCAGCUCAUUCCUCAAAUUAUCAUCAAUUACAGACGACACCACACAAUCGGCCUUCAAAGAUCGAUGAUGUUACUUUGGGCCAUUGCCGGCGUGCCGCUCGGUGCAUACAAUAUCACUUCGAAUUUCAAUAUCGCACUACAGAUCCAGCCACAGAUUCUAACCAUCUUAAGUCUAAUAACUUGGAUUCAGUGCUACCAUUAUGAUGAUAAAUGGGGAGUAUUGAAAUGCUGUGCGUUCGUGGGGAGCAUUGGAGCAGUAUUUGGCGGUAUUGAAGUAGGGCUCGUCUAUGCUCUGAAGGCCGCAUUGAGAGAAAACAAGCAUUGGCCAGUAACGCUAAUGGGUGUUGUUUCCACAGUCUUGCUGUCUGCCGGAGUUCUGAGGCAUUAUUGGGAUAUUUACGUUCAUCGCACAGUCAGAGGAAUCUCCUUCAUCUUCGUCGGCAUUGAUGCUGCUGGAGAUGUGUUUUCCUUGGUUUCUGUCUUCUUCCAACCAAGUCUAGAUAUCCUAGGAAUGGUCAUAUAUGCCACAGAGUUUGUGCUCUGGUGCGGAGUCUUUGCGUGUGGAGGAUAUUUCAACCUUGCUCCAUGGAUUCGGCAAAAGCUCAAGACCAGGAGACAAAGAAGAGAGGAUGCAAGCAUUGACUUAGCAUCUGGUCAAGAAGAAGGGCAAAAUAGUGUUGAUGUUGCCAACGAUCAAUCACUGCAUCAACUUCCGUCAUCCACUUCUGUGUUCAGAACUCCAAGCUCCGUGCUGAGCUCAAGAAUGUCUCACAGAUCUGAGACACAAGAAGGAUGAAAACUUGCGAUGGACUAAAGAUGAUGAUACCAAAGCCUCAAACUGGGUUAUCAAUGAUGUUAUUAGCAUUAUUUGGCAAUCUUUAUAUAUUCUCAUGCUGUGUCGUCCGCCUGAACCGUUGAUCCACCACAGCCCCGCAUCGCGUAUGCAUGAGCUUCUGGACAGAUCCGCCAGCAACUUCUUCACAAUCAAUCCUCGCAGUAUCAUCAAGUAUACCUCGUUAACACAGCGC